CGGAGUACAGCGCAAGUCCUCACCCUUCUCCGAUUCCCUUACCUGAUCCAGAUUUCCACCCGCACCGCCGUCGCCGCCACCGCCACCGCCACCGCCGCCGCAAUGUCCUUCUCUCAGCCUUUCCACCCCGACUCGGUCAGGCACCGACAUCACCCCUAUCACCACGACUCUCCUCCUCCUCACCGUCCACGCCCCCGCGGCCGUGACCAUGACGACGCGUACCACAUCCAUCCCCAAUCGUACCCCCAGCCAUGUUCCUAUACCAACGCCGCCACUGCCCCCUACCACGUGCGCCGCGACCCGCUGCCCAACCCCCACCUCCAGGAACCUAUCUUUCCGCAACCCCCUCAACGGGCCCCGGCCCCGGGCCCGCCUCCGCCGAAGCGGGCUCGCCGCGCGCCAGAGCCCCGGUGUGAUCCGCCGGCUGCGGCCGUGCCACGCCUGUUGCCGACGAGACAACCCGAGGAUGGUGACACCAGGGCGUUGCUGUCGCGAGAGGAGAUCGAGCGAAGAUCACCUUCGUGGAAGGACGGCAUCGACUCCGCUUUGGAGGCAAGGUUGCGCGCGUCCUACUGCGCCUACCUGCGCUGCCUCGGCUUCCGCCUUGGGCUGCCGCAGACGACUAUUGCGACGGCAGUGGUGUAUUGCCAUCAGUACUUUUUCCACAGAUCCCAUGCCUGCAACGACAGAUUUUUGGUUGCAACUGCGGCAUUAUUUCUGGCGUCAAAGACAGAGGAAACAACAUGCCUUUUGAAUACAAUUCUUAGGGCUUCAUGUGAAGUUUCUGAAAACCAAGAAUUCAACCUCCUUCCUUACAUAUCGCGUGGUCAAAACUGGUUUGAACUGUACCGAGAAAGUGUAAUACAGGCGGAGCAAAUGAUACUGACAACACUUGAUUUUGAACUUGAAGUGGCCCAUCCAUAUACUUCACUUUCAUCUGCUUUGAGCAGACUAGGACUUUCACAUUCCGUUCUAUUUAAUGUUGCCUUGAGUCUGAUUAAUGAAGGGCUUCAGAGUUCUCUUUGGCUUCAGUUCAAACCUUAUCAUAUUGCGGCUGGAGCUGCAUUCCUGGCUGGAAAAUUCCUCCGCUAUGACAUAACCUUUCACCAAAAUUUCUGGCACGAGUUCAAAACGACACCACAUAUUGUUCAAGAUGUUGUCCAACAGUUGAAGGAGCUACUUUAGAACGGUGGGCGAAGCACCUUGUGUCGUUGGUAAAUAUACAUGGUGAAAACAAACGUAAUACAAACAUAAUCAUUUGUAAUCCAUUCACGAUUAACAUCCUUCAAAUUGUUUACCCGAAUUUUUGGUUGUAGUUAUUUCUCUUCUGUCUGCAGUUGGUCUUUGCGCCCCAUGGGGCAUUGUCUCUUCAACUGGUUCAUUUAACUUUCUUCAUAUUUUAUUAUGUUUCAAAUAAUAAACUUAACAUCUGGGCUGUAA
Molecule: messenger RNA, 1440 nt
Organism: Hordeum vulgare subsp. vulgare (domesticated barley)
Lineage: Eukaryota; Viridiplantae; Streptophyta; Magnoliopsida; Poales; Poaceae
Product: cyclin-T1-5-like
Exons: 7
Coding region: 103-1185 (360 amino acids)
Biological process (GO): regulation of transcription by RNA polymerase II; positive regulation of DNA-templated transcription, elongation
Cellular component (GO): cyclin/CDK positive transcription elongation factor complex; nucleus
Molecular function (GO): cyclin-dependent protein serine/threonine kinase activator activity
Source: RefSeq, a predicted model, not a curated record